AUGAAGAGCCAAUUCAUCCUGAGUGGCCUCAUCGGCCUGGCCAGCCUCGUCAGCGCUGGCCGAAGCAGCCAAUCGGGCGACGCGUUCCUCCGCCGACACAUGCCCGAGUUUCAGGCGGCGCACCACAUGCGCCGUCGCGCGGUGGCCGCCGCCGAGCCCAAGAACCAGACCGGAGAGGUCCUGCCGCCGCGCUUCCGCGACAACGGCACCGAGAAAUUCUUCGUCGACGGCAAGAAGCUGCCGCUGAUCAACUGGGAUGUUGGUGAAUCCUACGCGGGCAACCUCCCAAUCACGGACAAGAAGAAUGAGACGAGCGAGCUCUUCUUCUGGUUCUUCCCCACUGCGACCAAGGAGUUCGUGGAGAAGAAGGAGAUUGUCAUCUGGCUCAACGGCGGUCCUGGAUGCUCCUCGCUGCUCGGAUUCCUCGAAGAGAACGGUCCCAUUUCCUGGGGCGAGGGCAUGGAAAAGCCCAAGCGCAACCCAUUUAGCUUUCAUCUUCUGUCCAACGUUGUCUGGCUCGAGCAGCCCGUCGGCGUCGGCUUCACCAAGGGCAAUGAGACCAUUUACAACGAAGACGACAUUGCCAAGCAGUUCAUCGGCUUCUGGAAGAACUUCUCCAAGACCUUUGGCCUGGAGGGAUGGAAGGUCUACAUUGCCGGCGAGUCGUACGCCGGCAUGUACGGCCCUUAUCUCGCCAAGCACAUGCUCGACCAAAAGGACAAGAAGUACUACGACCUGAGCGGCCUGCUCGUCUACGACGGCAUCUCGUGGGGCGACGAGCUGCAGUCGUCGCCAGUCGCCUUUCCGUACCUGGACCAGCACUACAACCUGAUGCCCGUCGACCAGCCUGCCUUUGCGAAGCUGCGCGACCUCGACAAGUCCUGCGGCUUCGCCGACUUCCGCCGCGAGUAUUUUGUGUACCCGCCCAAAGGCCCGAUCCCUAGCCCGUUGCCCCAUGCCAAGGUGCAUCCCAACGGGAGCUACGUCGACCGCGGCUGCGCCGAGAUUUUUGAUCUCAUCUACAUUGAAGCGCUCAAGAAGAACCCGUGCUUCAACAUUUACAACAUUGUGGACCGUUGCCCGGAGCGCAACGAUCCGCUGUCCGGCAAGGACUCCUGGUUCAACCGCCGCGAUGUGCAGUCGGCAAUUCACGUCAAGCCGCACGUCAAGUGGGCGCAGUGCAAGCAGGUGUUCCCCGACGGCGUCGAAGACCAGUCGGAGCCCGCGGGUGUGCAUGCUCUCCCGCAGGUGAUUGAGCAAACCAAGAACGUCAUCAUCGCGGAGGGCACGAGCGAUUACCUCUUGUCACUCAAUGGCAUCCUCUUAGGUAUCCAGAACAUGACCUGGGGUGGCAAGCUUGGCUUCCAGCAGGCUCCCAGCGACCCCUUUUACGUUCCCGCCUAUGGCUACGACCCUGAAAAGAUGUACGACGAUGACUACGAUUCCAACUUUUAUGGCCACGAGCUCCCAGCCGGCUUCGGUGUCAUGGGAACCUCUCACCAUGAGCGCGGUCUCUGGUUUGUGGUUUCGCAGCUGGCCGGACAUGAGGGACCCGAGUACACGCCUUCUGCGUCGUUCCGUAUCCUGGAGAAGCUCCUGGGUCGCAUCGACAGUCUGAGCCAGGUGUCCGCCUUUACUCUGCCCCAGAUCAGCAACAUUACCCAGCCUAAGGGUGAGCUGGGCAACGGCACUGUCAAAAUUCCCUGCUGGACGAGAGAUUGCUAA
Molecule: messenger RNA, 1725 nt
Organism: Beauveria bassiana ARSEF 2860
Lineage: Eukaryota; Fungi; Ascomycota; Sordariomycetes; Hypocreales; Cordycipitaceae
Product: putative SERINE-TYPE CARBOXYPEPTIDASE F PRECURSOR
Exons: 3
Coding region: 1-1725 (574 amino acids)
Biological process (GO): proteolysis
Molecular function (GO): serine-type carboxypeptidase activity
Source: RefSeq, a predicted model, not a curated record